Molecule: messenger RNA, 6500 nt
Organism: Labeo rohita (rohu)
Lineage: Eukaryota; Metazoa; Chordata; Actinopteri; Cypriniformes; Cyprinidae
Gene: rptor
Product: regulatory associated protein of MTOR, complex 1
Exons: 36
Coding region: 423-4514 (1363 amino acids)
Biological process (GO): cellular response to amino acid stimulus; positive regulation of cell growth; TORC1 signaling
Cellular component (GO): TORC1 complex; cytoplasm
Molecular function (GO): protein-macromolecule adaptor activity; protein binding
Source: RefSeq, a predicted model, not a curated record
AAUAAGCGCAGUGCAUUCUGGGUCAACCUCAAGAUGGCGGCGCCCUUGCGCAAAUGUUGAGAAACAGUCUCGGCUGGAAGUCUGAUUAAAAUUAGCCACAGUUUUACCGUGUCGAUCCAUCAUCAAAAAUAACAGAAAGUGCACGGAAAGAGACCGUUGGAUUAACGUAUCGAACGCCUGUCGUGGCUCACGCAGAGUGUGUGUUUGAGGAUGAUGAUGGGCCGCUGCGCCUGACCCAGAACCAAAAGGAAAGCCAUCGCAGAUCCCCCUGCAAACACCUCUUGAUCCAGCGCUUGCAGAUCCUCUACAGGCUGUGGACGCUGCCAUUUAAGCUGCUGACGGGAGUGAUCUGUGUGAUCGUCCGCCGACGCAGCGGAUCUCCAGCUCGAGCUUUGGAGAACUCUGCCGAUCAGAGAUUCCUUAUGAAAAUGGAUGCUGAGCUGCUUCACUCCCCUGUGGUUGGUCUGGUGGAGGAGGAGGAGGUGGACAUGACUGACUGGAACCUUCCACUGGCCUUCAUGAAGAAACGCCACACAGAGAAGAUUGAGGGAUCCAAAGCUUUGGCUCAGAGCUGGAGAAUGAAAGACAGGAUGAAAACAGUGAGUGUGGCUUUAGUUUUAUGUCUCAAUGUUGGCGUGGACCCUCCUGAUGUAGUCAAGACUUCACCCUGCGCCAGACUAGAGUGCUGGAUAGACCCUCUGUCCAUGAGUCCACAGAAAGCCUUGGAGACAAUAGGGGCCAAUCUACAGAAACAGUAUGAGAACUGGCAGCCCAGGGCCCGCUAUAAGCAGAGUUUGGACCCUACAGUUGAUGAGGUGAAGAAAUUGUGUACUUCACUGCGGCGAAAUGCCAAAGAGGAACGUGUUCUCUUUCAUUAUAAUGGCCAUGGGGUGCCUCGACCCACUGUCAAUGGAGAGAUCUGGGUCUUCAACAAGAACUACACACAGUACAUCCCUCUCUCUAUCUACGACCUACAGACGUGGAUGGGAAGUCCCUCCAUCUUCGUGUAUGACUGCUCUAAUGCAGGGAUCAUCGUCAAGUCAUUCAAACAGUUUGCAUUGCAGAGGGAGCAGGAGCUGGAGGUGGCAGCAAUAAACCCUAACCACCCACUGGCUCAGAUGCCCCUGCCUCCCUCCAUGAAGAACUGCAUUCAGCUGGCUGCCUGUGAGGCCAAUGAGCUUCUUCCCAUGAACCCUGACCUCCCUGCUGACCUUUUCACCUCCUGUCUCACUACACCCAUCAAAAUUGCCUUACGCUGGUUCUGUAUGCAGAAGAGUGCAAAGCUGGUGCCAGGAGUGACCUUGGACCUGAUUGAGAAGAUCCCGGGCAGACUGAAUGACAGAAGGACACCAUUAGGAGAGCUGAACUGGAUUUUCACAGCUAUCACUGACACAAUUGCAUGGAACGUCCUGCCAAGAGAUCUCUUUCAGAAAUUGUUUCGUCAAGAUCUUUUGGUGGCCAGUCUCUUUCGAAAUUUCUUAUUGGCUGAGAGAAUAAUGAGGUCAUAUAACUGUACACCAGUCAGCAGCCCCAGGUUGCCACCCACAUACAUGCACGCUAUGUGGCAAGCGUGGGACCUUGCGGUGGACAUCUGCCUCUCCCAACUUCCCACCAUCAUUGAGGAGGGCACAGCUUUCAGGCAUAGUCCAUUCUUUGCUGAGCAGCUGACAGCAUUUCAGGUGUGGCUGACAAUGGGUGUGGAGAACAGAAACCCACCAGAGCAGCUACCCAUCGUUCUGCAGGUUCUCUUAAGUCAGGUACACAGACUGAGGGCACUGGAUUUGUUGGGGCGAUUUCUGGACCUGGGCCCUUGGGCCGUCAGUUUGGCUCUUUCAGUGGGGAUUUUUCCGUAUGUGUUGAAACUGUUGCAGAGUUCAGCAAGAGAGCUCAGGCCUCUUUUGGUCUUCAUAUGGGCAAAGAUCUUGGCUGUAGAUAGUUCAUGCCAAGCUGAUCUUGUAAAAGACAAUGGACACAAGUAUUUCCUGUCGGUGCUGGCUGACCCAUACAUGCCUGCUGAGCAUCGAACCAUGGCAGUCUUCAUCCUUGCUGUCAUUGUCAACAACUACAACACAGGACAGGAAGCAUGUCUGCAGGGUAACCUGAUUGCGAUUUGUCUGGAGCAGCUCAGUGACCCUCAUCCUCUUCUGAGGCAGUGGGUGGCAAUCUGCUUGGGCCGAAUCUGGCAGAACUUUGAUUCUGCACGCUGGUGUGGAGUUCGAGAUAGUGCCCAUGAGAAGCUCUACAGUCUCCUGUCUGAUCCUAUACCAGAGGUGCGGUGUGCAGCUGUGUUUGCUUUGGGUACAUUUGUGGGGAAUUCUGCUGAGAGAACCGAUCAUUCUACCACCAUUGAUCAUAAUGUGGCAAUGAUGCUAGCACAACUCAUUAAUGAUGGAAGUCCCAUAGUGAGGAAGGAGCUGGUUGUUGCUCUUAGUCACCUAGUGGUGCAGUAUGAGAGUAAUUUCUGUACUGUGGCUCUGCAGUUCAUGGAGGAAGAGAAAAACUAUGCUGUACCCUCACCUGCAAAUUCCACAGAGACAGGAAAUGUUACCCCAGGUAGGGACAGUCCUGCCAUCCCUCGUUUACGGUCAGUGAACUCCUAUACGAACCUAAGAGCUGCCACCACUGCUCGAACGCUCAAUAAGAGCCUUCAGAACCUCAAUCUCAAUGAGGAGGGUGGUCCGGCAGCAUUCUCUCCAGGGAACCUGAGCACCAGCAGCAGUGCCAGCAGUACUCUGGGCAGCCCUGAUAAUGAUGAAUACCUCCUUUCCUUUGAAACUAUCGACAAGAUGAGGAGAGUCAGCUCAUACUCUUCCUUGAAUUCUCUCAUUGGAGUGUCUUUUAACAGUGUAUAUACUCAGAUUUGGAGGGUGCUACUGCAUCUUGCAGCUGAUCCAUUUCCAGACGUCUCUGAUCUGGCCAUGAAGGUUCUCAACAGCAUUGCAUACAAGGCCACCAUGAACGCUCGCACACAAAGGAUUUUGGACUCAGGAUCUCUUACCCAAUCAGCACCUGCCAGCCCCACCAGCAAAGGAACACUCAUACAUCAAGCAGGUGCUUCCCACAGAUCCAAACGCUCUUCAUCUCCCUCCAGCGGAUCUCCACCUAUGCCUGGUGCCUCCAGCUCCAGCCUCACCAAUGAAGUGCCCAAACCGCCGGUCCGAGAGGGGCCGCCCACUCGGCCACCAUACACACCAACUCUGGGUGGUCAGGCGCCCCACUCACAGCAGUUCCCACGCACCAGGAAAAUGUUUGACAAGGGACCGGAUCAGACUGCUGAGGAUGGAGAUGAGACAGCUGCUCACAGGAGCUUCAUCAGUGUGAGUCUGCAGACGGGUCUUUGCGAGUGGAGUGCCAAAUACUUCGCUCAGCCUGUCAUGAAGAUUCCAGAAGAGCAUGAUUUGGAGAGUCAGGUUCGUAAGGAGAGAGAGUGGAGAUUCUUACGCAACGCACGAGUACGCAGACAAAGCCAGCGCAUCACUCAAAGAGGAGUGACACGGUUAGAUGAUCAGAUCUUCAUCAACAGAAACCCAGGAGUGCCAUCAGUGGUGAAGUUUCAUCCAUUUAACCCCUGCAUUGCUGUAGCUGAUAAAGACUCAAUCUGUUUUUGGGACUGGGAAAAAGGAGAGAGGUUGGAUUAUUUCUACAAUGGGAACCCACGAUACACACGCAUUACAGCUAUGGAGUACCUUAAUGGGCAUGACUGCUCUCUCCUCCUCACUGCCACUGAUGACGGAGCUUUGCGAAUCUGGAAGAACUUUGCUGACCAGAGGAAUCCAGAGAUGGUCACAGCAUGGCAGGGGCUGUCCGACAUGCUGCCCACCACUCGAGGUUUGGCCCGACGGGUCUCAAUCUAUCUUGACAGAAGUAAGCAGGGAGGUGCAGGUAUGGUGGUGGACUGGGAACAGGAGACUGGCCUCUUGAUGACGUCAGGUGAUGUUCGAGUCAUACGGAUCUGGGACACAGAAAGAGAAAUGAAAGUGCAGGACAUCCCAACAGGAGCAGACAGCUGUGUGACCAGCCUGUCAUGUGAUCCUCAGCGGUCACUUGUAGCAGCAGGUCUUGGUGACGGAUCGGUUCGGGUAUAUGACCGCAGAAUGGGACCUAACGAAUGUCGUGUGAUGACGUAUAGGGAACACGGUGCUUGGGUAGUGAAGGCACAUCUGCAGAAGGAGACCGAAGGACACAUUAUCAGUGUCAGUGUGAAUGGAGAUGUGCGGUUCUUUGACCCACGGACACCAGAAUCAAUUAACAUCUUGCAGACAGUGAAAGGACUGACGGCUCUGGACAUCCAUCCACAGGCAAACCUGUUCGCUUGUGGCUCUAUGAAUCAGUUUAUAGCUGUGUAUAACUCCAAUGGGGAUGUGAUCAGCAACAUUAAAUACUAUGAUGGUUUCAUGGGGCAGAGAAUUGGAGCCAUCAGCUGCCUGGCCUUCCACCCUUAUUGGCCUCAUCUUGCCGUGGGCAGUAAUGAUUACUACAUGUCCAUCUACUCAGCAGAGAAGAGACUCAGAUAACAUCAUGACCUCUCACCUUUGACCCCUGCUGCCCCUCUUGGAUGUAAAUGACUUCCUGUAAAUAUGCAACAACCACAAUGAAUGUCUAAAGAAGGCUGCUGAACCCACACAUGAUGACUAUAUUAGAACCAUUAUUAUGAUUAUUCUGAACAUAAUUCUCAUUAUGGAUUUAUUGAUUGUGGACUUGGCUGUGCAGAGGAGUGUGUACUAUUUAAAUUGCAUAUAAAGAACUAAAAACAAAUCUUUAUGGUUUGGCCAAUGCUGGCCGACGUUUUUGACUGCCUUGGAGCUAAUAAUCUCCUGCAGAGACAGAGAGUUCAACCUGAAGACAAGAAACUAUGAAAUAACGAACUUCUCUAAGCUCUGGGUUCCAGGCUGACUGUGGAAGGCCUAUUGCUCAGCGGGUUCUCUCUGAAGCCCUGUGCCUCGUCAUAUCUCUGCUGAAGUACAGUCGGAUGUGCUUUUCUGAAAAACUUUGUCAAUCUUGCUGUAGAUCCAUAGUUUUUUAAGUGUGCAGGCGUGCAUUUCUUGUGUGAAGAAAUAGCCAACAGAUGCUGUGUUCUUACUCGCCAGUCACAACCUCCCUACAUAUCCAUGCUUAACAUGUUCACACACACUAUGCCAAACCCUCUCUGCAUCAAAUACUUUAUUGGACUGCACGUAAAUGCAAAAAUGUAGUUUUACACCUCAACACCACAUAUGAGAGUGAUCCAAAGCACUGGACAUGGAUAACAGGGCCUGCCGUUCAUUUGCAUCCACUCUGAGAACUGUGGAGCCUGAGAGGGACACAAGGUUCUUAAAGAUAAGCUCAAAUAAUCAGGAUAAAGAUUUGUAUAGAUUUCAAGACAUGUAAAGAUAAGAGAGUGAAUUUGCCAUCUGUUUUUGCCUGGGCAGUACAAUAACCAAGUUUUUUUGUUUUUUUGUUUUUUUUUUGUUUAGUUUUUGUUUUGUUUUUUCCCUCACUUCUUGUUUUGUGUUCAAGAGUCAUAUGUAAUAGUUAUUUCUGUCUCUACACAUAUAGUCCACUAGUUAGUUAAAAUGGAAAUGUCUGUUCUCCAUGCUGGAAAUGCCACAUUACCUGCUUUUGCAGUGCCAAACCUUUUGUUUUUGGGUCAGGGGUCACCAUUCAUCGUCAUCUUUUCCCCCCCUCCCAUCUACAGAGCAGACUGCUCUUUUCAGAGAUUUGUGAUCUGCUGCACAAACUCAUUUGGUCUUAAAAUCAAACAUGGUCUACGUUGUUAUUUUUCCUGAAUGAAAAAUGAGUGCAGUUGACAGAACAGAAAAAGGACUAUUUCAUAUUUUUAGCUUCUCAUUAUGUUGGACCUGAUCUGUUUCCACUUUCACUUUCCCUGUUACUCCAAUAAUUUACAAUCUCCUGGUUACCAACGCAGCAUUGUGUGGAAUCAAAUACAAGUAUCAUGUGAUCGCAGCAAUUAUAUACAGUUUCACUAUGUCCUGUGCUGUUGUUAGCUUUGAUAAAUUCAUUUUAAUUCUCUGUUUGAGUAUUAAGAAGUUGUAGUUCACAGAGGUUUGAUCUGUGUCCCACAACUGUGCACAAUUUUGAUCUGUUUACACAAGAAUGAACAUGAAAGUUACUAAAAGCUUAAAGGGAUAGUUUACCCAAAUAUGGACAUUUUAUCAUUUACGUACCUGCAUGUCAUUACAAAUCUGCAUGACCUUUCUUUUGUGGAACACAAAGCAGAUAUUUUUAUCAGAUGUUUUUUGUUUGUUUGUUUGUUUGUUUUGUUUUGUUUUUCUUUUCCAUUCAGUUACAGUGGAUGGGGACCAGGCAAUUAAAAGAAAAAUACAUUAAUUGCCAAGUCAUACAGAUUUAGCAGAACCUGACGGGAAAGUAAAUGAUUAAAACGUUUUUAUUUUUGGGUGAACUACUUCUGUACAGCGGCAAAAUCACGUGGUAUAUAUAUAUUAAUUGUUCAGCAUUAUUUGGAGUACAUAAUGUGAAUAAAAUUUAUGAGUAGUUUUGAA